AGCGUUGAUUUUUUUAUUUAUAAAAAAAACUAAUAUUAAAAGGUUGAACUCAACAUAUUCAAAGUCAACCAAAAUAAUAGCAUGUGUUAAAUUUAAUAUAUAAUAAUAGCAUAAAUAAUAAUACAAAUUUUGACGAGUCUCUUCCAAUUUAUCUUACAUUCCAAAUUUUGUUAAAACGAAAGCAAUUUUGCUUUGUAAGAAUCUCUCAAAAUAAUGAAUUUAUAUCCACACUAUUCACUCUCUCCACCUCCACCCCACACGCACUGGCACACACAUUUUAUGCACACACUUUUCCUCUGCUAAGGGUUUGCAAUCUCUCUCUGUAAAUUCCGUCUCUCCGAUCUCUCCUCUCAAUCCAUUCUAGGGUUUGCUCUCCGCUGCUGCACCGAUACCGAUUUUUGGAUCAAUUCCGUCUUUUGCCGAUUUUGAAUUGAUUAAGAUCCGCGAGCGAGGGAAAUUCGGGCUCUUUUUUCCUGUCGGGUCUCGGACUGUGUUUGAUGGUUGAAGAAGCGCGGGAGGAUCUGAGGGUUGCGAGUUGUAUUGUGAUUUUUGGGGAUAUUUUGAGGGAAUAGAGAUGGAUUUGGAUUUCAAUGGUGAUGUCACGUCCCUCGAUGCUGAACUAUUGCAGCUUCAGGAGGUGUCGCCGCUGGCCAUUAAAGCCAACCCGUAUGUUGCCGAAAAGCUAUUUGAUCAGUGGCUGUCGCUGCCGGAAACCAAUUCAUUGGUAAAAUCGUUGCUCAAUAAUGCCAAGGGAGGUGGUCCCUUGAAUGCUGCUGGAUCAGCUAGCACAAAUGCUGCAGCUAGCAAUACACUGCCUUCAAUGUUUCCCGCAGGUAGUACGCCGCCACUUUCACCAAGGAGUUCAUCAGGUUCUCCUCGAAUCACGAAACAGAGGGCAGGCCCUUCUGCUUUAGGCUCUCCCUUGAAAUUAGUGAAUGAGCCUGUGAAAGAGCUUAUACCUCAGUUCUAUUUCCAAAAUGGCCGCCCACCACCUAAUGAAUUGAAAGAGCGGUGCUUGUUUAGAAUCAACCAAUUUUUUUAUGGUCAUGUAGAUGGACUGCAAAUGCAUGAAUUCAAACCAGUAACGAAGGAAAUUUGCAAGCUCCCGUCUUUCUUUUCUACUGUACUAUUUAGAAAGAUCGACACUGAGGGAACUGGAAUUGUGACCAGGGAUGCGUUUGUCGAUUAUUGGAUUAAUAGAAACAUGUUGACCAAGGAUCUAGCAACACAGUUAUUCACAAUCUUGAAGCAACCAGAGCACAGACACUUGGUCCAGGAUGACUUUAAACCUGUUCUUCGAGAACUUUUGACCACUCAUCCUGGGUUAGAAUUCCUGCAGAGUACACCUGAAUUUCAAGAAAGAUAUGCUGAAACUGUAAUAUACAGAAUAUUUUAUUAUGUGAAUAGAGCGGGUAAUAGUCGUCUUACCCUGAGGGAGCUGAGACGCUCAAACUUGAUUGCUGCAAUGCAGCAUGCAGAUGAAGAAGAGGAUAUUAACAAAGUCUUGAGGUACUUCUCCUAUGAGCAUUUUUAUGUGAUAUACUGCAAGUUCUGGGAGCUGGACUCAGAUCAUGAUUUUUUGAUUGACAAAGAAAACCUCAUCAGAUAUGGUAACCACGCACUUACCUACAGGAUUGUUGAUAGAAUAUUUUCUCAGGUUCCGAGAAAGUUCACCAGUAAGGUUGAAGGAAAGAUGGGAUAUGAAGAUUUUGUCUACUUCAUAUUGUCAGAGGAGGAUAAAUCAUCGGACCCUAGUCUUGAGUAUUGGUUCAAGUGCAUAGAUUUGGAUGGUAAUGGAAUUAUAACAAGGAAUGAAAUGCAAUUCUUUUAUGAGGAGCAGUUGCAUAGAAUGGAAUGCAUGGCCCAAGAGCCUGUGCUUUUUGAAGAUAUACUGUGUCAAAUUGUUGACAUGGUUCACCCAGAGGAUGACAGCUUUUUCACGUUGCGAGAUAUAAAAGGAAGCAGACUUUCUGGCAGUGUUUUCAAUAUCCUGUUUAACCUUAACAAGUUCAUGGCUUUCGAGACCCGUGAUCCAUUUCUAAUUCGCCAGGAGCGCGAGAACCCAAAUUUGACGGAAUGGGAUCGCUUUGCUCACCGAGAAUACAUUAGGCUCUCCAUGGAGGAAGAUGCAGAAGAUGCCUCUAAUGGAAGUGCAGAUGUUUGGGAUGAAUCACUCGAGGCUCCUUUCUGACUUCUGUUCGGACUCUACUAUGAAUUCCUCGCAUAUAGCUGCUGGCUACGGAGCAUUAUAAGCUGUAGGAAGGGGGAUUCAGCAGUCCUGCUCACUCACUUGCUCUGCUCGUCUGUCUCGAAGACUCGUUUCUGGAAAUUUUGAGCUCACCUUCAGGUAGCGUGCUUGCCUGUUAGAAAUGUCGCCACGGGGAACAGGGAAAAGGCUCGGCGAGGUUGCGCAUUUGUUGAUUUGAUACUAACAAGCAAAUAGAUUAUGUUAGUUCACAGCCUUUUUUAGCACUUGGUUCUUUGUCAGUUGUAAGAAAUAUUUUUAUUAAUUAUUUCAUUUGGAGGCAGUAUCAAAUUGCUUCCUAGUACAUUUCUAGUUCUGUCCCUUUCUUUUUUUUUGCUUGCUUUUUUUUCUUUCUUGAUUCCUCGACUCUUGUAGUUGUUGUUUUCAUUUUUUUGGAAUAAUUAGCUACAGUUGUCUUUUGUAAACAGCAGUUGGAUGUAAAGAUACAAUUCCAAGCAGAUUUCCUUUCA
Messenger RNA from Salvia miltiorrhiza (redroot sage), 2715 nucleotides. Its product is annotated as serine/threonine protein phosphatase 2A regulatory subunit B''beta-like. Gene Ontology annotation, cellular component: protein phosphatase type 2A complex. Gene Ontology annotation, biological process: protein dephosphorylation. The record is from RefSeq and is a predicted model, not a curated record. The transcript has 13 exons. NCBI's taxonomy places the organism in Eukaryota, Viridiplantae, Streptophyta, Magnoliopsida, Lamiales, Lamiaceae. Bases 575 to 2191 code for a protein of 538 amino acids. Gene Ontology annotation, molecular function: protein phosphatase regulator activity; calcium ion binding.